This is a messenger RNA of Rotaria sp. Silwood2, 1221 nucleotides long. The record is from the annotation of a GenBank genome assembly. Lineage: Eukaryota; Metazoa; Rotifera; Eurotatoria; Philodinida; Philodinidae.
UGCAUAGAGAUGCGCUUUAGUUAGCAUAUUCUUUGUUUAACUUUCCACGAAGUCACAUUAUGCAUUCAAUUGUACAGAGAUAAGAAUGUUCAGGAAUUUAACUCUUCACCAUAAAUGUGAGGAAAUAAAAUAAGAGUUAUUUCGAACAAUCCCAUUUAGAAUUUCUCCAAACCAUAUUCUUAGUUUUAUUGUACUUUAAAUUUUUUAUAUACACUUAUCUCAUUGACAAAUCAAGAAUACUUCUUGUAAUAUCCUUAAACUUAAUGGCAGGAAACGCCUUAAAGGAAAAUUUAAAUCAUUGUACAAGUCAGAAUAUGCUUUGCGAGAAUUCAAAACGAAAUUAUUCUAAAUAACUCCUAUUUUGUUUUCUCACAUUUAUGGUAAAUAGUUAAAUUCCAGCACAUUCUUAUCUCUAUACAAUUGAAUGCAUAAUGUGAUUUCGUGGAAAAUUAAACAGAGAAUAUGCUGACUAACGCGCAUCUCUAUGCAACUAGAGUAAAAUAGCAAAGUAAAACCUGUUAAAUACAAAAUGUGUGCAUCUGGACAGUAUUAAAUUUUCUCAAUUUCUCUGGAAAAAAGUUGAUCAUUUUUGGACAUUAACAAUUUUGAUGCCAAUAAGGUGUACAAAGGAAACAAACUACAUAGAAAAUAAGGCACAAUUUUCUUAAGACUAAUUUUGUACAAAAAGUGACAUGUCUGUUUGACUCGGCUUCAUCCUUGUUUUUCACAACGUUUUAGAAACAACGGCUGUCACACCACUAUCAACAAUUCCAUCAGAAACGCCGGAAGCGAAACAAACAGGAGAAACAUCACUAACUACAGGCUUCACUGGAACUGAAUCAAGUCGAACUGAAGAAACCAGUUUAGGUCUUACAUCCGUUAGUACUGUAGAAGGUAGCACACCUAGUUACACGGUUAUAACAACACUAACUGGUUCAACUACUGAAGCAGUGUCAGGAACAACUACGAAGAUAUGUGAAGAAAUGCAAGCUGUAGAUGAAGCUGUUAGCAAGAAGAUAACUGUGAAACCGAACGAAUUACCUAGAGGUGAAAACAUGAAAUUUCAACCAACAUCUCAACAAGGUGUUUCUUUCGACAAAAAUGAUCUUAAACCAAUAAUUACUGUUCAUUUUGACAAACCUGCUCCAGUUCAGUCAGUCACUCUUCCACGUGAUAAAACACCCAAUGGAAAUGUUGAACAAUUUGAAGUCACAUUCUAUU